Molecule: messenger RNA, 2588 nt
Organism: Arachis ipaensis
Lineage: Eukaryota; Viridiplantae; Streptophyta; Magnoliopsida; Fabales; Fabaceae
Source: RefSeq, a predicted model, not a curated record
UUUUCAGUUAUUAGGAGAAAAAAAUAAGAAGGGAAAGAAUCAGAGUAUGCAACGGCUAUAUUUGUGGAAAGCCAUUUUUUGCACAUCUGUCAUGCUGUUGAAAUUCUUAACUACCCUCUUUUUUUGUUAAUUAGUUAGUAGAAGAGGCAAUGAGACUGCUGAUUUCUAGGCCAUAUCCGGCUUAGUCGAAUUUCAGCCGUGGCGGCCUUCAACUCUGUAGUCUCUCUAGAUCUUUCUGGAAACAAAAUUCAUAUUAUUUAGUCUUCAAUAUAGUAACUCAGGAGCCUGAAUCACAUAAAGCUGUUUAGAUAUGGAAGCUACGAGUUAUGAUAAAUUCAAUUCUGUUUGGAGUACUGAUCCUCCCACAAAAAAAGGUGAUUUGCGUAAAGAAACUGUAGUAACAGAACAAGGACAUGGAAGCACAAACAAUUCAAGCACCCCUUCAUCAUCAUCAUUACAAUCCCAAAAUCCCUUGGUACAGAAUGAUUCAAAAAAUGACAUUAUAGAAGGUAAUAAUAAUAUGAGCUUCAAGAACAUUGGUAGUUCUAGCACAUGUCAUUUAUCAUCCACAUCUGAAUCAUCAUCACUAAGGAAUGAUCCCUUAAAAGGCACAGAUAGAGGUUCUAAAUCUUCUAGUCAAGAAUCAAACCAAGUUUCUACAAACAAUUCAAGCACCCCUUCAUCAUUGUCAUUACAAUCCCAAAACCCCUUUUUGAAUGAUUCAAAAGAUGACACUACAGAAGGUAAUAAUAAUAAGAGCUUCAAGAAUAGUGAUAGUUCCAGAACAUGCCAUUUAUCAUUUACAGCUGAAUCAUUAUCACCAAGGAAUGAUCCCUUAAAAGCCACAUACCAUGGUUGUAGAUCUUCUAGCCAAGAACCGAACCAAGUUUCUACAAACAAUUCAAGCACCUCUUCAUCAUUACAAUCCCAAAACCGCUUUCUGAAUGAGUCAAAAAAUGAUAUUAUAGAAGGUAAUAACAAGAAGAGCUUCAAGAAUAUUGACAGUUCUAGCACAUGGCAUAUAUCUUCCACAUCUGAACCAUUAUCACCAAGGAAUGAUCCCUUAAAAGCCAUAGAUCAAAGUACUAAAUCUUCUAGCCAAGAACCAAACCAAGUUUCUACAAACAAUUCAAGUACCCCUUCAUCAUCAUUACCAUCCCAAAACUCCUUGCAGCAGAAUGGUUCAAACAAUAACAUUAUAGAAGGUAAUAAUAAGAGCUUCAAGAAUAGUGAUAGUUCUAGCACAUGCCAUGUAUUAUCCACAUCUGAACCAUCAUCACCAAGGAAUGAUCCCUUGAAAGGCACAUGUCAAGGUCCUAAAUCUUCUAGUGAAGAACCAAACCAAGUUUCUACAAAUGCCACCAAUAAAAAAACCAAUGUAGACACUUCAAACUCUAGUGAUGAUGAUGACAAUGAUGAUGAUGAUCACACACAACCAGAAUCAUCAGCUGCAGCUUCAAAUGAUGAAUUUGGCUCAAUGAACAAAGGGUUAGAACUAGAAAUACAAAAGCCUGCAGUGCAAGUAAUGGAGCGGCCAGAUUUAAGCAUCGAUGCUAGCUCGUCUUAUGUAUUUCCACCACAUGUGUUUGCUAAGAACACCACAAAUGCCCAAGCAGAUUGGAGUCUUGCCUCCAAUGAAUCACUUUUCAGCAUUCACAUGGGAAACAUGAGCUUCUCACAUGAAUUGGCUUGUUUGAGCAGAAAUGAUUUUUGGAUUGAUACUCCUCUUGCCUCUCCUCUUGCCUCACCUCUUGCCUCACCAAGUCAACCUCAACCACCACCACUGCCACUGCAAACGCCGAGUAAAUUCAACGAUAUAAGCCAAAGAGCUGCUGAAAUACAUGAAGAGAGUGCAGGAGUAAGUGAAAUGGCUAUUGAGACAAUGAGAGAGGUUAUAAUGGAAACUUGUCAAAACAAACCAAAUGCUACUAAACGGGGCAAAAAGAGUAAGAACACACCUGUUGUUGCUGCUGCUACUGCUUCUCAAUUAUCAACCGAUCAAGAUCAAAAUGUAGCAUCUAAGAGCACUGAUGAGAAUGCAGAUAAAACUGUGGCAAGUAACGGUGCUAUGGGGAAGCAGCAACAACAACAACAAACAUCAAAUGCAUUUUAUCAAUCACCAAAGCCAAUGAAAGCAUCUAGGGAUGCUGAGGAGGAGAAUCAAAAGAAACAAGAAGCACCAAAUGUAGUUGAGGAUAACUCCUCAAAUCCACAAACCAUAAAGAACCCUCCUAAAGCAGGAGGAGGAGGAUGGCUGUCUUGCUUCCUAUGUUGUUGUCAUUAAAAGUAAUUAAUAUUCCAAAGUUCUUGGUGGCUUCUUCUGGCCAAAACCACAUACUAUUCCUCUAUUCUAAUCUUGUCCAAGCUAGUUUAAAUUCACUAGCAUUGCAGAGUAGCCUUAGCUAGUAUGUUGUACAUCUUAGUUGAGAAAAUCAGAGAUGAAUUUCACUGAUUUUAGCAUUGUAUAUAGGGUUGUUAGUUCAUGAUUGUACUAUUAAUCAGGAGUGUUUAGGAACUCCAUUGGUGAGGUUGUGCAUAAUUGUAUUGCAUGCUCUCUAAACUUCUUGUUGAGUUGUUGAAAUGCCUCU